AUGUCUGACUCCUCAGUUGACCGUUCGGUUAAGGACCAGGAGAUGAUCUACUGCACCUACCUCGUGGAUGGCAAACCAGUGAACCGGUUUAUCCAGAUUGUUACCCUGGAUCACGCCCAUAGCCAGGGCAUUUUGGAUGCCAUUCUGAAAGGGCUGAAAGUGGUUGGGGUUCAAGAGGAGGACCUGAAGCUGCGUCUUGUGGGGUUUGGAUGUGAUGGCGCUUCCAUAAUGCUGGGAGUGAACAACGGAGUCGCAGCCCGACUAAAGCACCUGUGCCCCUCCCUAGUGGCGAUAUGGUGCGUCGCUCAUCGGCUGGAGCUGACUGCGCUCGACUGUUUGAAACAGCUUGCCAAGCUGAAGGAACUAAACGAGCUGCUACGUAUCAUCCACAAACAUUACACAGUCUCUUCUAAGGCGUCACGGGAGCUGGAAGAGAUCAGCAGGGCGGUGGAGGUCUCCAUUCUCAGGCCAGGGAACACCGAAGGUACCCGCUGGCUACCACACACAUCGCAUGCCCUGGAGGUCCUCAUGAGGAACUACAAGCCUCUGCUUGUACACUUUGAGAACCACGCCAGUGAUCCCCAUGACAGGGAAGUGAGUGCAGCCAUGAAGGGGAGGGCAAAGCUUAUGCUGAAGUCUCUGAAGAAGUAUAGCACACUCCUCUUCAUCCACCUCAUGCUGGAUAUACUUCACGAACUGAAGCAGCUCAGCCUCUUGUUUCAGAAAGACGGCCUCACACUCCAGAUGGUCUCGGAUGGGCUGCAGACUACAUGCAUGUUUUUUGUAGCUAUGCAGACAAACCCAGGCCCAAGGCUGCAGCGGUUCCUGACCGAAGUUGGGACUGGAUCCAACUGGCAAGGGGUUGAGAUCAACAGGACCAGCACCGAUGAUGACAUCUUUAACAAAAUCAAGCUUCGCCUCACCAACGGCUUCUGUGAGUUUGUGUCAGAGCGUUACGAGAGUCUCGAGACUGGCAUUCUGAAAGCGGUUUCGACACUAUUCGACUUAUCCAGCUGGCCAGAAGACACCACCGCCCUGGCUACAUUUGGCACAGAUGAAUUAAAUGUCAUCAUGGAGCAUUUCCGCCCAGUCCUGGAGCCAUGCAAGGACUUUGUAUCUGAGGAUGCAGCAAGGCGAGAGUGGCUUGACCUCAAGAUCCUGGUUGUCCGUCGCUACAGGCAUCUCGAUUCCCAGGUGCUGUGGCAGAGGCUGAUCCAGGGUGCCAUUGGAAGAGCCGGUCAGUUCCAGCACAUGCAGGUGGUAGCAGAGAUCAGCCUGGUCCUCCCCAUGAGCAGCUCCUGCUGCGAGCGUGGUUUCUCGUGCAUGAAACGGGUGAAGUCGGACUGGAGGUCUCGCCUGGCAAAUGACACUCUGACCAGCCUCAUGCUAAUCUCAAUGCAUGGCCCUCCUCUGGACGAGUACAACUCAAUAAAGACAGUCACUAAAUGGUGGAGUACUGGCAGAAGGUCACGUUGACCACAGUUCUGCGACUGAGGGUGCUUGUCAUCUACAAAUAAAUUACUAUUUCCUCAACAUAAUGUUUUGUGUUUUCAUUAUAUUAUCAGUGAGUAACAACUGAAACUGUAAAAAAGAUUUAUGGGAAAAUUCGGGACGAUUCGGGACGGUUCAAAAUGUUUUUCGGGACGGUUCCGGGACGGUGGUGAAACAAAGUUAAU
Molecule: messenger RNA, 1676 nt
Organism: Gadus chalcogrammus (walleye pollock)
Lineage: Eukaryota; Metazoa; Chordata; Actinopteri; Gadiformes; Gadidae
Product: zinc finger protein 862-like
Exons: 5
Coding region: 1-1476 (491 amino acids)
Source: RefSeq, a predicted model, not a curated record